GCAGUACUGUUCGUGAGUAUGGAGUAGUGGAGAUGAGAGAGGGUGAGCAGCACACUGCAGGUCCCAGCGGUGAGCACAACCACAGUGUAGUGCUCAAUUACAACGCUCGCCUGGCAGCCACUGUCAGCAAGGUCAUCACGGAAGGUGGUCUCUGUGUCACACUUGGGGGAGACCACUCCAUAGGCAUCGGUACAGUCAGUGGUCACAGUCAAGCCAAUCCUCAUAACCAGGUAGUGUUGCUAUGGGUGGACGCUCACGCUGACCUCAACACUGGAUCAACGUCUCCUAGUGGCAACAUGCAUGGGAUGCCAGUGGCUUACCACUUGAAGGAGCUAGCUAGACGGGGUGUCAACCGCUUGCCUAACAGCUGGCCUCAACCACGGUUGUCAGCCAGACACUUGGCUUACAUCGGCCUUCGUGACCUCGAUGAUGGAGAAGUGAAGUUCCUAGAGGAGUUGGGAAUCCUGGCGUUUGGGAUGAGAGAUUUGGACGCAGUUGGCCUCAACAACGCCAUCUGUCGCUGCCUGGAUCACUUGCAACCUGGUGCCUCCCGGCCUCUCCACCUUUCCUUCGACAUAGAUUCUCUGGACCCCCUCGAAGCUCCUAGUACUGGCACUCCAGUACGAGGUGGUCUGAGCCUGCGGGAAGGUCUGCAGAUCACGGAAGCUGUAAGAGAGACUGGUCACCUGCGAUGUAUGGAUAUUGUGGAAGUGAACCCUCAUCUUGGCAACCCAGAUGAUGCUGUCCUCACAGCUAAUGCUGCUAGACUCAUCCUCCUCAGUGCUUUACAUGGCUACAGGGGAGCAUAGUAAUUGAUCUACAUGGCUACAGUGGAACACAGUAACUGUGAUCUACAUGGCUACAGUGGAACACAGUAACUCUGAUCUACACGGCUACAGUGGAACAUAGUAACUGUGAUCUACACGGCUACAGUGGAACACAGUAACUGUGAGCUAUACGGCUAGUGGAACACAGUAACUGUGAUCUACACAACUACAGUGGAACACAGUAACUGUGAUUUACACAACUACAGUGGAACAUAGUAACUGAUCUACACGGCUACAAUACAGCAGAAUAAGCAGUAAAUUUUGAGGUUACGAUGUUUCAUAGCGUCAUAUGUAUCUUUGGCGCUGCUAUAAACCCCUGUAAUCUAGAAAAUAUACUGCUUGCUAUGCUUCAUUGUAUCAGUAUAGAUCACGAUUCGAAUGACAACCAUAGUGGGAUCUGAUAUUAUGUAUGUGGUAGGAGAAAAUUCUCAAACAGCUUCAGGGAGACCCUCGAGUUUUUCCUGAAGCAAGUUUAUUCUUUUCUCCGAGGAUGAGGGUUCCCAGGAAAGUUCUAGAGGUGGUACCUCCC
Cherax quadricarinatus is the source of this 1356-nucleotide messenger RNA. RefSeq names its product arginase, hepatic. Lineage: Eukaryota; Metazoa; Arthropoda; Malacostraca; Decapoda; Parastacidae. The record is from RefSeq and is a predicted model, not a curated record. Gene Ontology annotation, cellular component: nucleus; cytoplasm; cytosol. Gene Ontology annotation, molecular function: arginase activity; manganese ion binding.